This is a messenger RNA of Pestalotiopsis fici W106-1, 1437 nucleotides long. RefSeq lists its product as uncharacterized. The record is from RefSeq and is a predicted model, not a curated record. Bases 1 to 1437 code for a protein of 478 amino acids. Gene Ontology annotation, molecular function: nucleic acid binding. NCBI's taxonomy places the organism in Eukaryota, Fungi, Ascomycota, Sordariomycetes, Amphisphaeriales, Sporocadaceae. Gene Ontology annotation, cellular component: nucleus. The transcript is spliced from 6 exons.
AUGGCUGCAGCGCCCCAGCUUGAAACGGCCGCAAAGGUCAGUCGCCCACACGACCUCGAAUUCGGCGAAGAGGCCGAGCCAGGAUUGAGCUGGUGCCCGUUCAAACUUCUCCGAGGAUUUCCUCAUCAACAUGUGAAGAAGGAGUCUGAGAAGGUCGCCAUGUGGUUCAGGGCCAAUAUCUUCACUUCGCGCAAAUGGGAUCUAUAUUGCAUCUCUGAUCUCAAUGGCGAGAAGGAGUCCAUACUCAUGGUGCCCACGGCUCAGUUUGAGCGUAUGAUUGCAGAUGCCAAUAAGCAGCUCAACCUCGAUCUCAAGAUUCCUACCGAUUCGAAGGAUGGUGCCCUCGUCAACGUCUUCGACGGUCCCAUUUUGCCUCGCUUCGUUCGCAGGAUUGACAACCAGACUGGCUUGUCGAAUGCCAUUGAGCUUUCAAAGCUGAUCCAGCCGGGCGAUAUCGCCAAAGGCAGUUUCAGCAAGGAUGAGGUUAUUGCCUAUGGCGAGAAGAUAGAGCUCAUCUACGACCAUCUGAGCCGUCACAAUAGCAAAGCUGACAAGAAGGAGGCUAGGCGCCGCAAGGCAAUCGUCCGUCAAAAGGGCUGGGGCCAGCAACUCAAGCGAGCACAGCGCUACCUAGGCAUGCGCCACAAGACCAUAUUCGGCUUCGACGAGCAGCCGCACAUUUUCACCGCCAAUGAGACCCAAAGUGUUUUAUUCCAGUGCCUCCAUACUCCCUUCCCAAUGGAAUGCAUGGUCCGAUUGAUCUCCUUUGACGUCGAGGCCGCUGAGUUCAGCUCAACCACAAUCACGGAAAUUGGUCUCGCCAUCCUUGACACCCAGCGCAUCCUGGAUUCCGAUCCGAUGAAGACGUCUUUCGCUGACUGGGGCGAAUUCAUUGAGACGCACCAUCUGCGCAUUACAGAACACAAGGACAUCGUCAACAAGACAUAUGUGAAGGGAUGUCCUGAUGACUUUCUGUUUGGUACCAGUGAGUUUGUUGGCAUGAAAGACGUCCAUGGCCGCCUCUCGGAACUGAUCCGUGGGGAUGAGAACUUUGUCCUUGUGGGCCACGAUGUCGGUAGUGACGUUAAGUACUUUGAGUCUCUUGGUAUUCGGCUUCGCGACCUAGCUGGGUACCGAGACGAGAUUGACACCAAGGAUAUCCUGCGCAGCGCCCAACGUUGCAACGACGCUCGUUCACUCGAAUUUCUGUGUCGGGAGCUGAGUGUAUCACCCAGCAGUCAUUUCCACAAUGCCGGAAAUGAUGCCGUCUACACCAUGCAAUGCCUGCUGAAAAUGGUUCAACGCAAGUCAGCCGGUGAGAAAAUCUCAAACUCGGAAAGAGAUGGCUGGGAGCCUGAGGGAGACCCUCGUGAUUGGAGCGACGGUAACGAGGACGACGGCGGUCUUCCCCUCGUUCUCAGAAGACUGAAAAAUUGA